AUGCGGACAGCCCGAGGUAGCCUAAUGAUGGAUUUUGAUGAGCGUGUUCCUUGUUCUUCUAACAUGUACUUGCCAAGUUGCACUUACUACGUCUCGGGUCCUGAUUUCUCCAGUCUUCCUUCAUUUCUACCCCAGACCCCAUCUUCUCGUCCCAUGCCCUACUCUUACUCCUCCAACCUAGCCCAGGUGCAACCAGUCAGAGAGGUUACCUUCAGGGAGUAUGCCAUUGACACCUCAACUAAAUGGCACCCCAGGAGCAAUCUGCCCCACUGCUACUCAGCAGAUGACAUUAUGCACAGGGACUGCACAGGCACUACUGCCAUGGGGAACAGCUCUAAUGUCUACCACCCCAAUGCCAACGUGCCCUCCAAUUUCUAUAGCACAGUGGGCAGGAAUGGGGUGCUGCCGCAAGCCUUUGAUCAGUUCUUUGAGACAGCCUAUGGCAGCCCGGAUAAUAGCACCCAGCAGCCCUCGGAUUACUCUGUGGACAAACACUGCGACAAAGUGCCAGGAGCCUCUGCGACAACUUCAAGUUCGGAGCCCUGCAGGGAAGCAGAAGAGAAGGAGAGGAGGACGGAGAGCAGCAGCAGCAGCCACAGCAGCUCCCACUCAUCUUCCGGCAACAAUGAGGACAAAGCCAAUGUGUCCAGUGGACAGCGUACCCGUAAAAAGAGGUGCCCUUACACCAAAUAUCAAAUUAGGGAGCUGGAAAGGGAAUUUUUCUUCAGUGUCUAUAUAAACAAAGAGAAAAGGCUUCAACUAUCACGAAUGCUCAAUUUAACCGACCGACAAGUCAAGAUCUGGUUUCAGAAUAGGAGGAUGAAAGAGAAAAAAAUUAACAGGGACCGACUGCAGUAUUAUUCCGCCAACCCUCUGUUAUGAGACUGCCAGCAUUUCCCGGAUCUAUGCCUGUUGAUAUGUGG
Messenger RNA from Hyla sarda, 923 nucleotides. It is a transcript of the gene HOXA11, whose product is annotated as homeobox A11. Gene Ontology annotation, cellular component: nucleus. Gene Ontology annotation, molecular function: DNA-binding transcription factor activity, RNA polymerase II-specific; RNA polymerase II cis-regulatory region sequence-specific DNA binding. Lineage: Eukaryota; Metazoa; Chordata; Amphibia; Anura; Hylidae. The transcript has 2 exons. The record is from RefSeq and is a predicted model, not a curated record. Gene Ontology annotation, biological process: anatomical structure development; regulation of transcription by RNA polymerase II. Bases 1 to 882 code for a protein of 293 amino acids.